UGCGCUCCACUCCUGACUGUCUGAUAUCUCUCGUCGGAGACAAGAAGACCCAUGAGAGAGGCCGCAAGAAGAGACUUCUCUCUGCGGGUUUGAGAGGCACACCCUGAGUUCCCACUCCCGCUCGAUUGGUGUAACCUCCUCAAAUUGCUAAUUGCGCAGUUCCAUCGAAGCUGGUGCUUCCAUAAUCUUGCUCGUCUCCAAAUUCUGGGCCUCAUCGACCGGAGUGUCGGUGGGUGUAGAUAAUCAGAAUGGCUUGCUCAGUGUCCUUAACAUCCCCCAUUUGCUUCCGCAAUGCAAACAACGCCAAGACCGCGCUGAAUGCUAGCCCAAUCAAGAUCAUGAAGGCGACACUGAGGUCGAGGACAUUUACCCAGUUUGCGAUUCCACCCCUGUCCACUGCGGCGGCCGACUUUGCUUCCGUGGACGGCACGACCAUCGCCGUCAUUGGUGGCAGCUCGGUGGCUGCAUUGGCCGCUGUGCUCACGUUGACAGAUCCAGAGAGGAGACGGCAGCUCCAGGCGGAGGAGGUGGGCGGUGGGGACAAGGAGGUGGUUAGGGAGUACUUCAACAACUCAGGGUUCCAGAGAUGGAAGAAGAUAUAUGGCGAGACAGAUGAUGUCAAUAAAGUCCAGCGUGACAUAAGGCUUGGGCACUCCAAGACUGUGGAGAAUGUGAUGAAGAUGUUGACUGAUGAGGGGUCUCUUCGAGGGGUCACCGUCUGUGAUGCCGGGUGUGGCACGGGGUGCCUCGCUAUUCCGCUGGCAAAGGAAGGUGCUGUUGUGUAUGCCAGUGAUAUCUCCGCUGCUAUGGUUUCCGAGGCUGAGAGACAGGCAAAAGAACAGCUUCAAAUCACCAAUGAUGACCAAUCACCUCCUCCGACUAUGCCAAAAUUCCAAGUGAGUGAUUUAGAGAGCCUGAAGGGGAAAUAUGACACAGUGAUAUGUUUGGAUGUUCUCAUACACUACCCGCAGAGUAAGGCAGAUGGGAUGAUCGCUCACCUUGCUUCACUGGCAGAAAAUCGGUUGAUUCUGAGCUUUGCUCCAAAGACAUUCUACUACGAUCUGUUAAAAAGAGUAGGGGAGUUAUUCCCAGGACCUUCCAAGGCAACAAGAGCUUAUUUGCAUGCUGAGGCAGAUGUCGAGAGAGCAUUACAGAAGGUUGGGUGGAAAAUAAGGAAGAGAGGCCUAAGCACCACUCAGUUUUACUUUGCAAGACUUGUCGAGGCUGUUCCUGCAUUGAGGCAAUGGAGUGAGUGAGUGAGGUUAAGUUUUGGUUUUUUGACUUGUUAAUCAGGUUGUAGUUUUGGAAAAGAUAGGAAGUUUGAACAUUGGUCAGAAUUUCAUCUGUAAAUUAGUUAUUCCAAUUCCAACUCCUUAAUUAAUAAAUUCUCUUUUCAUUGAC
Syzygium oleosum is the source of this 1401-nucleotide messenger RNA. Its product is annotated as magnesium protoporphyrin IX methyltransferase, chloroplastic. NCBI's taxonomy places the organism in Eukaryota, Viridiplantae, Streptophyta, Magnoliopsida, Myrtales, Myrtaceae. Bases 249 to 1256 code for a protein of 335 amino acids. The transcript is spliced from 3 exons. Gene Ontology annotation, molecular function: magnesium protoporphyrin IX methyltransferase activity. Gene Ontology annotation, biological process: chlorophyll biosynthetic process. The record is from RefSeq and is a predicted model, not a curated record.